Schizosaccharomyces japonicus yFS275 is the source of this 314-nucleotide messenger RNA. RefSeq names its product Tim9-Tim10 complex subunit Tim9. Gene Ontology annotation, biological process: protein insertion into mitochondrial inner membrane; beta barrel protein insertion into mitochondrial outer membrane; TOM-TIM22-mediated mitochondrial inner membrane protein insertion. Lineage: Eukaryota; Fungi; Ascomycota; Schizosaccharomycetes; Schizosaccharomycetales; Schizosaccharomycetaceae. The record is from RefSeq and is a predicted model, not a curated record. Gene Ontology annotation, cellular component: mitochondrial intermembrane space chaperone complex; mitochondrial inner membrane; TIM22 mitochondrial import inner membrane insertion complex. Gene Ontology annotation, molecular function: unfolded protein holdase activity. Bases 35 to 289 code for a protein of 84 amino acids. The transcript is spliced from 3 exons.
AGCACAGGCUUUUCAGACCCCACACUUUUUGCCCAUGGAACGUUUGAAUGCAAAGGAACAGGAGGCUCUGGGCCAGGUGCUCGAGGCGAAACAGCUGAAGGAGUAUUUGCGUAUGUACUCAACUCUGACACAAAACUGCUUCAAGGACUGUGUGCAGGACUUUACUACCAACAAACUGUCUAAAAAGGAGGGAGAGUGCAUCAUCAAGUGCGCCGAAAAGUUCCUCAAACACUCGGAACGCGUCGGCCAACGGUUCGCCGAGUUUAAUGCCAAACAAAUGAGUUCGUAGGAAUGAAUUUAUGUUCAGCGAGGAA